CCAUUGCUGGCGCUCUGCCUCCGGGCCCGCGCUUGCCGCGCCGCCGCGGGCCUGCGUCGCUGUGCGGGAGGGGGAAGGGCAGGCGGCGGCGGGGACCAGGUCAUUGUUUAUAAUGUAGCUGCAUCUGAAGAAAUAUAAAGUGGCUUUGUGUCAUGCUGACUAACAACAUAGGGCAUCAUUUAACGGUACAUCAAGCAAUGAUUCCAAGAAACCUGAAGCUGUGUCCCUACAUUUGUGGCAACAGAAUGUUGUCGGGUUACAAACCUAAAAGCAACGUCAAGGACUCCUACAAAAUUCUUGAGCUUGAGGAAGGGUGUUCCCUUGAUGAUAUCAGAAACUCGUAUCGAAGUCUUGCCAAAAAAUACCAUCCAGACAGCGGUUCUGCCACAGCUGAUUCUGAAGCAUUUAUGAAAGUAGAAGAAGCUUACAGAGUCGUGCUCAGUGAUGUGGCGACCAAAAAGAAAUCAAACGAGAAUAAUGAAGAGGAGGAAGAUCAGUUCAAGUCUAAAGCACCACAGCAUAGACACUACUUGAGUUAUGAAGGCAUUGGUUUUGGAACACCAAGCCAAAGAGAAAAGCAAUAUAUGCAAUUUCGAGUAGACCGUGCUACUGAACAAGUGUUGGAGUACCGGAAGCAGAGACUUGAAAGCCAGUAUGCUGUGACUGACCUAAUGAAAGCCAAAGAUGUGAGGCAGAGCAAAAAGGUGAAAAUAACUCAGGCAGUUGAACGGUUGGUUGAGGACCUCAUCCAGGAAUCGAUGGCGAAAGGAGACUUUGACAAUCUCAGUGGCAAAGGAAAACCUUUGCGGAAAUUUUCAGACUGUCCACAUAUCGACCCUAUGACUCACAACUUGAACAGGAUUCUGAUAGACAAUGGAUACCAGCCAGAGUGGAUCCUGCUGCAGAAAGAAAUACGGGAAACUAUUGAGCGGUUAAGGAAGAGCAUAGUGGCAUCUAGAAGUAAGCUUGGCAGGCCAAUGACACCAUAUAGGCAAAAGCAGUGGAAUUCUAUUUGUGAGCAAUUUAUAGAAGACAUCAGGAAAUUAAACAAAAGAAUUGACAACUUCAAUUUAGUUGUUCCUAUUCUGAGCAGACAAAUGGUGCACUUCAGUGCAGACAAAGAAAUUGUUCGAGCACAAAAGACUUACGAAGCUUUGAUGGAAAACAGAGACGCUUCUAAUUCAGACACAAAGGAGAAUGAAGAGGAAAAUGUUAAAAGGUUUGGGUGGAAGUCUUCUCUAUUUAAGUGGUUAAACCUUACAUUGAAAUAAGAUAAUACUAAUUCAUCUGUCUUGUCAAGAUUUUGAAUGCACUUUAUUAAUGAAACUUGUAGCACUAGAGAAAUUUCAGGUACACUGAAAAUGUAAAAUCCAGCUGUCCACUGUUACACCAGUUAAAAGGAAUUGGAUUGUCUGAUGUGCAUUUGCAGGUGUUUAAUUGAUUUAUUUGUGAAUAUUGUUAAGGAACAAAUAAAUUCAGUUAUCCUCUUGCA
Molecule: messenger RNA, 1492 nt
Organism: Gymnogyps californianus (California condor)
Lineage: Eukaryota; Metazoa; Chordata; Aves; Accipitriformes; Cathartidae
Gene: DNAJC28
Product: DnaJ heat shock protein family (Hsp40) member C28
Exons: 2
Coding region: 153-1271 (372 amino acids)
Source: RefSeq, a predicted model, not a curated record